This is a messenger RNA of Ostreobium quekettii, 1047 nucleotides long. NCBI's taxonomy places the organism in Eukaryota, Viridiplantae, Chlorophyta, Ulvophyceae, Bryopsidales, Ostreobiaceae. The record is from the annotation of a GenBank genome assembly.
AUGAUUGCAUCGCCGACGGAACGACGCGUUGGAGGCUCUCCAUUGGGAGAGGUUGCGCACGAAGUUCCCGUCGAUACGGGAUUCCCCGUGAUCGCAUAUUGUCGAUCGACUCGGGGCCUCCGGCUCAACUGGAACAGCCACAAGACCAGCCUUUGCGGUCAAAUGGGCACCAUUUGCGUUACCGCGUGUGCGCUACUCAUGGGCGCCCUCCUUCCAGCGGUGGCGGCCUUGGAUGCUCGUUCAUCAGAUGGAUUCACGUACAUGCCACUGUUUGACGAAGCCAAGGGCUCGCUGACUGUGCCAGAUGGGAGAGCCCCAUACAUGGCAUCCAUCAAAAGGGCUGGAUGCCAUGAGCACGUCUGCAGCGGCGUGCUGGUGAGGAAGCAGUGGGUUCUGACUCCCGCGCACUGCGUGGACCCCAAGUCGGCGUACAGCGCUGGCAAAAAGCCCAUCGUCCACCUCAACGACAGCAGCGCCGGAGAGGCCGCGGCGAGGGAAGGCGAGGGCCACAUAGUGAUCGAGUCAAUUGUGCAUGAGGAUUGGGAUGGAAAUCAGAGGUCGCCCUACAAUGUAGCCUUGUUGAAAUUGCCUGAAGUCCCUGAGCAAGAUAGCAGAAAAGUGCCCCAGAUACUGGAGAACCACUUUACACCUGCGACUGGUCAGAAAUUAGUGGCACUGGGAUAUGGUCCAAGUGGGGAUGCUGUGCAGAUGGGCUCGGAAAUAUUUGGCACCCUAAAAAUGGAGCAAAAGCAGUACAUAGCUUCGGAGCAAUGCAAUCGGAAGCAAUUGUGGGAUGGUGAAGUGCCAGAGGACUUGCCUUGUGGAAUGAACAACCGACAGAGGGCGUCCUGCACUGUUGACAGUGGAUCUCCGCUCCUGCUUGCGGACCUGCCAAAAAACAUUGUCAACCUGGGGAAGCCUGAAUUGGACAUCCUGGUGGGCAUCAAUCUGGAUGGCGCAAGUUGUGGGUCGCCAGGCAAGCCAGACAUCUACACUGAUAUGCGAAAGCUGGGUGCUUGGGUGCUCCAGAAGACUGCCUUACAAUGA